This is a messenger RNA of Aspergillus wentii DTO 134E9, 1185 nucleotides long. RefSeq names its product FAD-dependent oxidoreductase. NCBI's taxonomy places the organism in Eukaryota, Fungi, Ascomycota, Eurotiomycetes, Eurotiales, Aspergillaceae. Bases 1 to 1185 code for a protein of 394 amino acids. Gene Ontology annotation, molecular function: FAD binding. The record is from RefSeq and is a predicted model, not a curated record. The transcript has a single exon.
AUGUCUCCAGUCCUCAUCGUAGGCGCAGGCCUAGGCGGUCUCUGCCUCGCCCAAGCCCUCAAAAAACACAACAUUCCCUUUCGUGUGUUUGAAAAAGACGAAGCAACCGAUUUCCGCGCGCAAGGCUACCGCAUCCGCAUCACGCAGCAUGGCUACGACGCGCUUGAAUCCUCUCUAUCCCCAAAAAUACUAUCUCUCUUUGAAAAAACAUGUCCCGAGAUGGUAAUUGGCGGAGGAGCGCGCCUUGACGCGAAUGGCAACACGCUCAGUGGACCAGGUGGUCCUCCGCCGGGGAUUGGGAAAGCGUUUACCGUUGACCGCGGCACGUUUCGACGGGUGUUGAUGACGGGUAUUGAAGAGUUUGUUUCAUUUGGGAUGCAGUUUGAGCGGUAUUCGCUUCGUGAGGAUGGAGUUAGGGCGCAUUUUCAAGAUGGGAGCAUCAUUGAUGGAGGCCUGCUGGUUGGUGCUGAUGGUGUGCGAUCGCGAGUGCGAAAACAGCUUAUCGAGCAGUUUUAUAUUCUCGACACAGGGAUGAGGAUAGUAUAUGGGAAGACGCCGUUGAGAGCAGAUUUGGAAGCGGCUUUACCGGCAGAUUGUCUGAGGGGGAUGUCUCUCGUUGUUGAUGAGAGUGAUGCUCGCAAGACACUCUUGUUAGAGCCGAUUCGUUUUGAUAGGAGCCAUCAGCUGCCGUUUGCAUUGCCUGAGAACUAUGUCUACUGGGUUCUUCUAGCGCAUACCUCGGCAAUGUCUAUUCCAGAUGAUGAACUGCUCCGUCUGAAGAACGAUGAAUCGGCUGAUUUGGCAGUCCGUCUGACGCAACACUGGACUCCUGCACUGCGAGUACUCUUUGAACAGCAGGAUAGAGCACAAACUUCGACUCUGCGUAUCUCGUCAGCACCGCCAGAUUUGCCUAUUUGGGAAUCCUCACGAGUAACGCUGCUUGGGGAUGCAAUUCAUGCCAUGCCUCCGACUGCUGGAAUGGGUGCCAACACGGCCUUAAGAGAUGCGGCGGAUCUAGCACGAAGACUUGCUGCUGCUGGUGAAAUGUUGGAUGCGAAGGUUAUUCGAGAAUAUGAAGAUGAUCUACGAAGCUUUGCAAAGCAGAUGAUCGAGUUGAGUUGGCAGGGUGGAAGGAAGAGUUUCGGGCUGGGAUCUGUGGAUGAAUGCGAGAGGAUCGAGCUGUGA